This is a messenger RNA of Coniophora puteana RWD-64-598 SS2, 1330 nucleotides long. RefSeq lists its product as uncharacterized. The record is from RefSeq and is a predicted model, not a curated record. NCBI's taxonomy places the organism in Eukaryota, Fungi, Basidiomycota, Agaricomycetes, Boletales, Coniophoraceae. Bases 1 to 1143 code for a protein of 380 amino acids. The transcript is spliced from 4 exons.
AUGCACCACGCUCUACACUUACCGGAAAUAAGGCAGGAGAUAUGUGACCAGGUCGAAACCCUGGACUCCCUCACAGUCCUAGCUCGGAUCUGCACCGCGUUCAAAGUGCCUUCACUCAACAGAAUAUGGUCCGGUGUCAUUCAACCCGUCCGCAUGGAGGAUAUCCUGAAUGUCAUGUCGGAUGCAGCCGAGAGAGAUGACAAGCGUAUCAUGGUCGAUCUUGUCCUGACAAAAGAUAAAGACUGGUCUCCCGCGUAUCUGCGACAAACCCUUGCGAAGACUGGUGUCCCCACCUUCCAGUUUACAGCGAACUUUCCCAAGACUUCACCACCUACACCUGGCGAGGUCUUCCGAAACUGUGAAAACGCCACACAGGUAUUACAGUGCGCCAUGGAGCGUUGUCCGCAAUUGGAAGUCCUAGAAGUGGUCGAGCGACUUCCUCCACACUCUGCAGUGGACCGGCGUAUCCUCAUCGGCGCUAUAUCCCACACUGUAGGGAGAUUGCCUCUGCUUACCAAACUUCAAAGCCCCGAUCUGAGGCGCUUUGCUUUCGUCAACACGCACCUAUCGUCUUCGCUCCGCGAGUUGACUCUUACAUGUAUGGAGAUGCUGGCGGUGUUUGAUACUCAGAAUGAUCCGGUACAGAAACUUCCUGACGGAGCUUUGAGAAAUGUCAGAAACCUGGAGCUUUCCCCAAGAGACAUUGAUGAUGCAGUCACCCUCUUACGCAUGAUCUCACCCUCGUUGGCAAAACUCAAGGUCGCAACCUCUGCGUUUCCUCUUUCCCACAUAACCACUAUAUUCUGGCUACUCUCUCAGCCUCACCAACUCCCGUCAGCGCUCGAAGAGCUGGUGAUCGAAGGAGAUGCGAUGAUAUAUGACCUUCCCUCGUAUCCUGUCACAUUCACGAUGGAGGCCCUUCGUCCGCUCACGUACCACCGGCGCUUGCGGAAGCUAUCGCUUCGCGUUGGGUACCACAUCAUGCUAACGCUCGACGAUGUGCAGGAGCUCGCGAUGGCUUGGCCAAACCUUGAAGAUCUCACGAUCGCUUCCGGUCCCUCGUCAUCGCUGACAAUCGAGUCCGUUGCGCUCUUUUCCCAGCAUUGCCCGAAGCUGGUGCACAUCUCCUUACCUAUAUAUUAAUGCAUCUGCUUCUCCUGCCACGACUUUGAUGGAGCCAGCCUUGGUGCGCGUUAGAGAGGCUAAGCUGGAGGUGCGUGAUAUGCGCAACGCCAGGGACUACGCCUGCACGUUAGCCAACACGCUUCCCUCACCCGACACGUUAUGUCUCUUCCCGACUCAUCAGGAUUUUGACAUGCGCAUUAACCGC